AUGCCGGGGGUGUCUCGAACCAAGAACCCAAAGACUCCCAAAUGCAAAGAACGCACUUCUACAUCUCUGGCUCCGUCGCCAUGCGUCACAGAACCAGCAGAAUCCUCGCAGUCUGAGCUGUCGAGGUUCCUCGUGGCACCGCCGUCCACCUUGUCAUCUAAGGAUCAAUUCCUUCUCCAGCACUAUUUCUACACAGUUUCAGGGCUACUAUCCAGUACACAUGAUCGAUCAAUCAAUACAUACUGCCGGGUUGUCCUGCCCAUGGCGAUGUCUUGUGACAUGCUCUUGAACACCCUGUUGCUGGUAUCCAACUCUCAUCUAGCGUCUAGAUACGAGCAGUUUUCUUGGGACUUGCCGCACUAUCGAAGCCGCGUCCUACCGACUCUGAUAAGCCGAAUCAAUGCGUGGGAUGGAUUUCAGCCAACCAUGUUGGCCACCAUCAUCAUGUUGAGUAUAAACGAGAACUAUUCGCCUGACAAGGAAGUGCCUCAGAUAUUCGAAGCCAAUCCCAAGAACUGGUCGGAACAUCUGAAGGCGGCUGGAAGGAUCAUUUCGGACUACAUGGCUCAGUGCAAGGAGCCGGACCAUGACACGAGAAUGCUGCUUGACAUAUUUGCAUACCAUAACGUUCUGGCCAGUGUCGGGAUGAAUCAGGCUUCUCUUGUCAUGGGUUAUUACACCAAAGACACCUGGUCUGCUCUGACCGGUCACUCGAACGCCUUCCUCGCCUCGGUCGACCGACUUCUUUCCUUGGUAGCCAAACUUUCCAUGCUAUCCUCGCAGUCAACGGUCGGCGCUGGCACGCGCUAUAUCAAACCAUCUCAGUUUCCCGCAGCAAUGGGUCUCAAAGCCGAGCUAGAAAACUGGCGGCCACCGCAGGCGAUCCCCGACGACGCUUGCAACACUGCCGAAGCGAUGCGUCACGCGGGGUUGUUGUUCUUCUACAAGUUGACUUCCACCUCAUCUCCCGACGAUGAGCGAGACGGGAUUCUCAGAAGCUGUGGGGAAAUCGUCCGGCGCAUUGGCCACGUCUCUACCGAUAGUCCGGCUGCUGCCAGCCACCUCUGGCCGCUAUAUAUGGCUGGCUGUUUCUUGAAUAAGGGCGAGCCCGUCGACCAGACAGGCCAAACCUUCAUUCGAUCUCGGCUGUCGGCGCUGAAGUCUAAACGCGGGGUCAAGACGGUGGAUCGGGUUCGCGAACGACUCGAACAGAUCUGGAACUGUGGUGAUGGCGAAAUGGUGGAUGUCGACGCUCCCUUGAUCCUACUCUGA
Messenger RNA from Capronia epimyces CBS 606.96, 1272 nucleotides. RefSeq lists its product as uncharacterized. The record is from RefSeq and is a predicted model, not a curated record. The transcript is spliced from 3 exons. NCBI's taxonomy places the organism in Eukaryota, Fungi, Ascomycota, Eurotiomycetes, Chaetothyriales, Herpotrichiellaceae. Gene Ontology annotation, biological process: positive regulation of transcription by RNA polymerase II. Bases 1 to 1272 code for a protein of 423 amino acids. Gene Ontology annotation, cellular component: nucleus. Gene Ontology annotation, molecular function: transcription cis-regulatory region binding; DNA-binding transcription factor activity.